CACCCCCAGCACAGCUCCUCCUCAGCUCGUCGGUCCCCCUUUAAUGGGACUAUCUUUCUGCCUUUGUGUAAACACCCUGCCAAAACUGAGGCUCUGAGAGAGAGCUGAGACCGGGUUCAGCCCGCCCUGCCCUCCAGUCUUCGUCCCAGAGAGUUUUCCUCAUGAAAGUCUCUUCCUCAUCCAGCACAGCCCUGAUCCUGAUCCAGAUCACACGUACGCACGAACAUCGCACAGGGCUGGCACACUUCCUGCUGAUCCUCGCUCCCACCACAGCUCCAGACCCGGAUGUGAUCCCGCUGCGGAGAGAAGAAGCAGAGUUGCGGCAGAGGAGCCCACCAUGAGCCGCGGUACUCGAGCUCCGAGGCGGGGAGAGUUUCCACACAGUGCGGGAUCCGGAGAGGAAAAGAGAGACCCCGCCUCUGCUGCUGAACUGAUCCUCUCUCCAGACCAGACUCUGUAGCUGGACACAGUUCUGGGCGCUUGGAGGACUGAGGUCUCUGGAGAUGCCGCCCCCCAAGGGCUUGCUGAUCUGCGUGGGCCUUCUGCUGACUGCUGGGGGGGCCCUUGCUGUGUGCUUUGGCCUGCCGUUCCACUCGUCUUCGCUGUUUGGCGUUUUGCUGUUGCUGGAGCUGGGCGCCAUAGUGGGCGGUGUGGGCCUGUUGGUCUGUGGACUCUGCAUGGCCAUGAAGAAUCUGCAGGGGUCAGUGCCCGGACACUCUCUGCUGCAUCCCCGGACAGGAACCCGCUUCAGCCCGCAGCAGGCCCUGGCCAUACAAAGGAGGUUGGACCGUAUUCGUCGGGAGAUGUCUGAGGAUUCUGUCAGCGGGAGGGCGGAGCCUGAACCAUCCCUCCCAUCGACCCCGCCCCCCUGGACGAUGGAGCCGCCUCCGUCUUACGACACUGUGAUGAAACAGGAAGAGACUGCAGCUGGCGGAUGCCCUGAUAUUUGUCAGACUGAGCCGCAGCGAGUCCCGUUAACGUGUGUUGUGUGAUAAAGGACCUGAAUGAUGACUGCUUCACUCCGUAUUCACUGAAGGCCUUCACAUCAACAGUCGGGUCCUCCUUCGAGCACAGUAUGAGGAUAUUUUGCCGGCCUGUUUGAACAUUUGUGAACUUGUGUUUGUGAAAGGAACUGUUCCUGUAUGCCUUCCUGUCAAUCAUCAGCAGGAAAUUUAUCAACAGCCUUCUCCGCUGCAAAGUGCCUUAACCAGUGACGGCCAAAUGUCAGCGGCAUAGUGUUACUUAACCGUCAGCCUUUGUAGAGACUCUGCUGUGUCUCUAUCCUGUGAUUCUACUAUAAACACACUUUAAUAAGCA
Messenger RNA from Notolabrus celidotus (New Zealand spotty), 1317 nucleotides. RefSeq lists its product as uncharacterized. The transcript has 4 exons. NCBI's taxonomy places the organism in Eukaryota, Metazoa, Chordata, Actinopteri, Labriformes, Labridae. The coding region runs from base 504 to 992 and encodes 162 amino acids. The record is from RefSeq and is a predicted model, not a curated record.